GAACAUGUGUCUUGGCGUUGGCAACGACGUGAGGCCGAUCCAGGAGCACUGAAAUCAGUUGGGCUUGGCCGGAGCGAUGUCCGAACUAUAACGCAGUCAUUAUCUGCCCUACUAAACUUUAUAACCAAAUAUAAAUGCAGCUGAACAAAUAUCUCUACCUGCGCUUCUGUUGAGGACGCUUCUAAAGGCUCAGUAUGGCAGGCUGUGGAGAAGUGGACUGUAAGGUGAAUGCACUGGCUCCUACAAAGCUGAUAGAGGAAGUAGGAGAUACUCCAGACCCCUCCAGUUCCACCGGCCCCCCGGAGUGUGCCAUCUGCCUGCAGAGCUGCAUCCUCCCCGUAUGUCUCCCAUGCCGCCACGUCUUCUGUUUCCUGUGUGUGAAAGGUGCCUCCUGGCAGAGCAAGCGUUGUGCACUCUGCCGACAAGAAAUCCCCGAGGACUUCCUGGAGCGGCCGGUUCUCCUCUCGCCUGAAGAACUGAAAGCAGCCGCUGCAGGCGUGAGCCGAGGCGUAGGUACAGCGGUCAAUCCCCCUGGAGACUCUGCGUGGUACUAUGAGGGGCGCAGCGGCUGGUGGCAGUUUGAUGAGAGGACCAGCCGUGAGCUGGAGGAGGCUUUGUCCAAGGGCAGGAAGAGCACAGAGAUGCUGAUUGCUGGGAUUCUUUAUGUAGCUGACCUGGAGAACAUGGUGCAGUAUCGCCGGAAUGAGCACGGCCGCAGGCGCAAGAUAAAGCGUGACGUUGUAGAUAUUCCCAAGAAGGGAGUCGCUGGACUGAAGUUAGACCCCGAACCUGCCCCCAUUCCUGCACCCAUUCCUGCCUCCAUUCCUGCUUCACCAGUUAUCGCCCCAGCUGCACCUGAACGCGUCAGCUCGGCUGAUGGAUCGGACACUGCAGGCCCAUCACAGUCUUCAUCCCUUGGGAUUAUGACAUCUAUUCCCCCUGUUAGACCUCCAACGCUGCUGGGGCACCAACUUGUCAGUCCUCUGUCUCCCUCUCCCUCACCCUCACCUUCAACCCUGGACGAGUCUUUGUCCCAGCUCCUAAUCAGCCAGCCAGAAGGCGAAGAGGUGGAAGGAGACAAUGAGCUACAGACGUACGAGUAUGCGUCCGGCAGCAGUGAGAGUGAGGAGGAAAGGGAGUGCGAGGGAGUGACAACGGAGUCGGUGCCACGGAGAAGACGCAGGCCGCUGAGAGAGAGCCAGCCAGCCAGAACGCCGCCAAGGGGCGGGCCCUCCAGCUCUGCACUAAGUCUCCGCUCCCGUAGUCCUGAUGGACAGUGCACUGUGACAGAAGUGUGACUGCGACAGUGGGAUCUGUUCUUCAGAAGAACUUUCAUCAGUUCAGCAAAAAAAAGUACCAGUAUGCAUCUUUAAAGGUCCAUUGAAAUGAAAAAUACCCCGUGUUGUUACUUAAGUGCAUCCCACCAGCCCCAUCGAUCAUGUGCCAAAUAUGAGCCAUCUAACUGAACGUGAUCUACAGCAGUAACUAGCAUUAGCAGCAAUGACGUGGGUCACAGCUGUCUGCUUGGAUGUUAGUUUGCAAAAUCAUCUCACCUGCUAACAUGUAACUACUUAACACUUGUGAUAAACUCUUGUUCACCUCUGUUGUCUUCCACCCAGUGUUGUGUUUUCAUUCAGAAAUGCCUAAGACCAACAGAAAAUGUACUACAUUAAAGCCAUUUCAAUGGACCUUUAACAUAUGAACUGAAGCCUUUUGUUGAAGACUUUAAAAGUUAGUUUGGUAGUUAUGCAAUACACAGGUUAUUCAGUGAAGGAGAAGAAGCAACUUCUUUGUAACGGUUGUCCAAAAACUACCAUCUCGCACUGCCUUUACACCAGUUUGUGACAUAGCAAUACAACCUCUUUGAAAUGAAACCACAUCCUCUUUGUUCUCUAAUCUUUUGACGUCAUGGUUAACGUGACUGAUAUUUGUUUGAUUGAUGGUGUAAAAAUCAACUUAAAUGCAGCACCUUACAUCCCAAUUAUGGAUGGUUCAAAUGGCUGUUUCAUGCUUUGCUGAUGAGUUUUUUUGAAGUUAAGAUUAAUCAGGACCUAAUGAAUAACUAUUUAAACUGGAGUUUGUGUGUAUAUGUGUGUGUUAAAUCGUCUAUUUUUAUUGUUAAAGUCUUGUUUUAAUAAUGGUGUGUGUUUGUGGGUGGUGUUAGGUACUGGAGAGCUACUGGCAGAACCACUGGAAACUAUCGGGCUAUAUAUGUAGAGAGACACAUUUGGAUUUCUAUUUCUUCUCAUAGUACUCUCAGUAGGACUACUAUCAGAGCAGUGGCAUUGACAUGUACUUGAACUUUAUCCGCACUCACACGCUCUGUUUUUCUCCUUUUUUCCCCCAGCUGCUAUUAUUUUAACUGUCCACUUUUCACUCUUUGUGUCUGACUGUCUGAUUUACGUAAACAAACGUCUGUCUGUGUGGUGUCUUGUCAAAUUAUUAAAGGUGUUCAUUUAAAAUCUGA
Morone saxatilis (striped sea-bass) is the source of this 2467-nucleotide messenger RNA. Its product is annotated as E3 ubiquitin-protein ligase rnf146-like. The transcript has 2 exons. The record is from RefSeq and is a predicted model, not a curated record. Gene Ontology annotation, cellular component: nucleus; cytoplasm. Bases 195 to 1298 code for a protein of 367 amino acids. Gene Ontology annotation, biological process: Wnt signaling pathway; ubiquitin-dependent protein catabolic process. Lineage: Eukaryota; Metazoa; Chordata; Actinopteri; Moronidae. Gene Ontology annotation, molecular function: ubiquitin protein ligase activity; poly-ADP-D-ribose binding; zinc ion binding.